Xylaria bambusicola is the source of this 1367-nucleotide messenger RNA. RefSeq lists its product as uncharacterized. NCBI's taxonomy places the organism in Eukaryota, Fungi, Ascomycota, Sordariomycetes, Xylariales, Xylariaceae. The record is from RefSeq and is a predicted model, not a curated record. Bases 384 to 1244 code for a protein of 286 amino acids. The transcript has 4 exons.
AUUGGUUGCUCCUCUUCCCAUGCGAACGAAUGCGACACAGUAGCUGUCGAUCGAUUACUCAUAUAUGAUCUACUUGUGACUUUUCGUUACCCCCAGUUAAACCAAGGAUGGAUGGCUGAACUAUUAGCCCGUCGUCGGGAUAUCAGAUUCGCCCUCAGCGGCAGCCCCUAUCCAGAUACGCUUUGGACAACAAGACUUUGUCCAGCAUGGGACGAGUAUAUAUAAAUGAUCAUGGUAGCAAGAUAUAUCAAUAAAGCCAGUCUCAAGCAUCUCAACCAUUCUUCUCUCGUCUCCUACGUGAAGCUCUAGUAGCCAAGACAUUGCUACCCUACAAGUAUCAUCGAUCUCUUAUCGAAAUAUCUUAAAUUCGUGCUUUGUCCAAUAUGUCGCAGUCCCAAGUUUGGCUCAUCACCGGCGCUUUGCGCGGCCUAGGGUUCGACAUGGCCAAAACCGCCCUCAAAGCUGGCCACAAAGUCAUCGGGUGCUACCGCACCAAGGGGCAACAAAGCACGUCGAAUUGGGAUGAACUCGAGGCACUUGGCGGUAUCUGGACGCAGUUAGACGUGUCGAGCGAUGACGCCGAGGCCAAAGUCAAGGCACUCGUGUCCCAGUACGGGAGAAUCGAUGUACUGGUCAACAACGCAGGCUACGCUGUUUUAGGAAGCAUUGAAGAUGUCCCCCUUGAUCAAGUACACGCCAUCUUUAACACCAAUUUCAUUGGCACGCUACGAACCAUCAAGGGCGUAUUGCCGUCCAUGCGUGAGCGCAAGACCGGCACGAUUGUGAACAUUAGCUCCUCCAUUGCCAUUGAUCAUGUGCCAGGUCUUGGCAUCUACACUGCUACGAAGUGCGCCAUGGAAGGUUAUACAGAGACUCUACAAGCGGAGGUUGCUGGGUUCGGUAUCCGGAUUCUUCUCGUAGAGCCUGGCGCCACGGUUACGGAAUUCGCUUCCACAACAGGUAGCGGCGUUAGAAUAGAUUUAAGCGAGCCCUACGCGAGCGGCGGCAUCGUCAAGCAGAUGGCAGAUUUUCUUUCCAGCCCGGAAUAUGCUUCAAUGGGUGCGUCCUCCAUAGCUGUUGCAGAGCGAAUAGUCGAGACUAUCGAUGGAACAGGCAUUAUGGCUAGUAAGGAAGUUGGCCUUCGCCUUCCGCUUGGCAAGGAUACAGGUGCUAGCUUUGAGAAGAAGUCUGCCGCGUACGCAGAUGUAGCAGAAAAUCUCAAAGACGUCUGGAGUAGUGUUUGAAAGUGACACGUCAAACUCAAGUCUGAAGAUCUAAAUGCCUAUCGCUAUCCACAUUAUAUCAAAGCCCUCUGUUGGCAUAAUUGUACUAUAUCAACCAACUAGACUCUCAAUUUGAUCACCUAC